ACAGGACGAGGGCGGUAACGUUUCUGGAGCAGUAGGGGGAGUGAGGGGCGCGUCCUGCGGCCCGGGUUUUGUCUUUUGAAUCGGAGUAGCAGAUUCGCUGUGGCCGUGGAGGACGGACCUAAUUCAGUUAAGAGUCAGGACUUGGGGAGAGAGGCCCGCCACUAGUCAGAAGCAGGCCUUCAGAAAGAAAGUAUUAAUCUCUCGCCGCAGUUCCUGUCCAGUCCGAUCUUCGGUCUUCUCCUUUCAGAACAUGAAUCUGCUGCCGGAACUGGAGAGUCCAGUGACUCGGCAGGAGAAGAUGGCUACCGUGUGGGAUGAAGCUGAGCAAGAUGGAAUCGGGGAGGAGGUGCUCAAGAUGUCCACAGAAGAGAUUAUCCAGCGCACACGGCUGCUGGACAGUGAGAUCAAGAUCAUGAAGAGUGAAGUAUUGCGAGUUACCCAUGAACUCCAGGCCAUGAAGGACAAGAUCAAAGAGAACAGUGAGAAAAUCAAAGUGAACAAGACCCUGCCGUACCUUGUCUCCAACGUCAUCGAGCUUCUAGAUGUUGAUCCCAAUGACCAAGAGGAGGAUGGUGCCAAUAUUGACCUGGAUUCCCAGAGGAAGGGUAAAUGUGCAGUGAUAAAAACCUCCACCCGACAGACAUACUUCCUGCCUGUGAUUGGGUUGGUGGAUGCUGAAAAGCUAAAGCCCGGAGACUUGGUGGGUGUGAACAAAGACUCCUAUCUGAUCCUGGAGACCCUGCCUACGGAGUAUGACUCACGGGUGAAGGCCAUGGAGGUGGAUGAGAGGCCCACAGAACAAUACAGUGACAUUGGGGGCCUGGACAAACAGAUUCAGGAGCUGGUGGAGGCCAUUGUCCUGCCAAUGAACCACAAGGAGAAGUUUGAGAACUUGGGGAUCCAGCCUCCAAAAGGGGUGUUGAUGUAUGGACCUCCAGGUACGGGGAAGACCCUGCUGGCCCGGGCCUGUGCUGCACAGACCAAGGCUACCUUCCUGAAGCUGGCUGGCCCACAGCUGGUGCAGAUGUUCAUUGGGGAUGGUGCCAAGCUGGUCCGCGAUGCCUUUGCCCUGGCUAAGGAGAAAGCUCCAUCCAUUAUCUUCAUUGAUGAGCUGGAUGCCAUCGGCACUAAGCGCUUUGACAGUGAGAAGGCUGGAGACCGGGAGGUACAGAGGACAAUGUUGGAGCUUCUGAACCAACUGGACGGGUUCCAGCCCAACACUCAAGUAAAGGUAAUUGCAGCCACCAACAGGGUGGACAUCUUGGACCCCGCACUUCUCCGCUCAGGCCGUCUGGACCGAAAGAUUGAAUUUCCGAUGCCCAACGAGGAGGCCCGGGCCAGAAUCAUGCAGAUCCACUCCCGCAAGAUGAACGUCAGUCCUGACGUGAACUAUGAGGAGCUGGCCCGCUGUACGGAUGACUUCAAUGGGGCCCAGUGCAAGGCCGUGUGUGUGGAGGCGGGCAUGAUCGCGCUGCGCAGGGGCGCCACAGAGCUCACCCACGAGGACUACAUGGAGGGCAUCCUGGAGGUGCAGGCCAAGAAGAAAGCCAACCUGCAGUACUACGCCUAGGGGGCUGCCUGCCGCACCUGCUCCCUGGUCUCACGCUCGUUACAGUUCAUAAUAAAGGAAGGCUUCAGGUCCCGGG
Molecule: messenger RNA, 1646 nt
Organism: Prionailurus viverrinus (fishing cat)
Lineage: Eukaryota; Metazoa; Chordata; Mammalia; Carnivora; Felidae
Gene: PSMC3
Product: proteasome 26S subunit, ATPase 3
Exons: 12
Coding region: 251-1570 (439 amino acids)
Biological process (GO): proteasome-mediated ubiquitin-dependent protein catabolic process
Cellular component (GO): proteasome regulatory particle, base subcomplex
Molecular function (GO): ATP hydrolysis activity; proteasome-activating activity; ATP binding
Source: RefSeq, a predicted model, not a curated record